GACCCUCCGCGCCCGGGCCGGUCGCGCCUGGCGGGCGCUGCCAAGGGCUGCGAGGAGGAAAGGUCGGCGCCGCCGCGGACCGUCCUUCGGCUGCGGAUUGGCGUGGCCGACCACUACCGCCGCGCAGGCCUGCGCUUCCAGCGGGCGCUCGGGGACAUGGCUUUGAUGUCUGUCUUUCAUUGGGCGCAGAUUUCGGAGCCCCUGGGCGCGCGGCCCGCUUUCGUCCACGCGGCCGACUUCGUCUACGCGCAGUGGCCGCGCCUGUUCUGGUGCCUGGAG
This is a messenger RNA of Prorocentrum cordatum, 279 nucleotides long. NCBI's taxonomy places the organism in Eukaryota, Dinophyceae, Prorocentrales, Prorocentraceae. The record is from the annotation of a GenBank genome assembly.